Messenger RNA from Trichoderma atroviride IMI 206040, 1674 nucleotides. RefSeq lists its product as uncharacterized. Gene Ontology annotation, cellular component: membrane. Gene Ontology annotation, molecular function: amino acid transmembrane transporter activity. The record is from RefSeq and is a predicted model, not a curated record. Lineage: Eukaryota; Fungi; Ascomycota; Sordariomycetes; Hypocreales; Hypocreaceae. Gene Ontology annotation, biological process: amino acid transmembrane transport.
AUGGCCAAGAAAGAAGAGUCGUCGCCUUAUGGCGAUGUCGAAGCUCAAGAUGCCAUUUCUGUUGCUGCCGCCCCCGUCAGCGCCUUCGACAGUUACGAUGCUCAAAAAGCGGAAAACGAGCAGCAACAUAUCGGCACGCUGGAUCGCCGCCUCAAAGCUCGCCAUGUCCAAUUUCUUGCUCUUUCUGGAGCCAUCGGCACGGGUCUCUUCGUCGGCAGCGGGCAGGUCCUUUCUUUAGCAGGUCCUCUCUCUGCAUUUCUAUGCUACAUCAUCACGGGCUUCAACCUGUACUGCGUAAUCAAUAGUUUGGGCGAAAUGGCCGCCUGGCUGCCGAUUCCGGGCGCAGUACCGGUUUUCGCUUCUCGGUUUGUCGACCCGGCGCUGGGAUUCACGUUGGGAUGGAAUUACUGGUAUCAGUUUGCUAUUGGUGUGCCGAUUGAGGUGUCGGCUUGUGCCAUCAUUGUGGACUUUUGGCCAAACGACGUGCCCAAAGCUGCGCUUAUCACCGUCUUCUUUGUUGCCAUGAUUAUUGUUAAUUGUCUUCCCGUACGGAUAUAUGGAGAAGCCGAGUUUGCAUUUGGAGCCAUCAAGUUGACUACCAUCAUCGGGCUGAUCCUCCUCAUGUUCAUCAUCACGGUGGGCGGAUCUCCAUCUGGAGACCAAAUCGGCUUUCGAUAUUGGCACCACCCGGGUCCGAUGAACGCUUACUUGGAAGGCGGUGCGCUGGGCCGCUUUCUGGCCUUUUUCAAAGUCUUCAUCCAAGCCACUUUUGCCUAUGGCGGCAGCGAGAUUGUGGUAGUCGCAUCAGGCGAGACAAAAGACCCACGGCGAAACAUCAAGCGCUCUGUCCGACGAGUGUUCUGGCGCAUUUUGCUUUUCUACGUGCUUUCCAUCUUCCUCGUUGGACUUUGCGUCUCAUCUGAGGACCCUAACUUGCUCAAUGCCAUCAAUAGCUCUGCUCCCGGCGUCGGCGCGAGCCCCUUUGUCAUCGCUAUCAAGAACGCAGGCAUCAAAGUUCUCCCUCACAUCAUCAACGCAGUCGUACUAUCUUCUGCCUGGUCUGCCGGCAACUCGUUCUUUUACGCCUCCACGCGAGUGCUCUAUUCAGCUGCUUUGGAUGGCAAGGCGCCUGCCAUCCUCAAGUACGAAAAGUUUGGCGUGCCGUAUGCCUGUGUGGCCUUGACAACCGCGCUGAGCUGCUUGGUCUACCUCAACGUCAGCAAUCAGUCUUCUGAGGUCUUCUUCUGGAUCAGCAACCUCAGCGCCGUCAGUACCCUCAUAGUCUGGGCCAGCGUAUCCUUCAUAUACCUCCGUUUUUAUUACGCUCUGAGAUACAAUGGCAUCGACCGUGAUACUUUGCCUUACAAAUCCCCGUUUCAGCCGUUUCUGGCGUAUUUUGCACUAGUUUUUUGUCUUGUGAUUGCGCUGUUUAAUGGAUUUGACUGCUUCUUCCCCGGCCGAUUUAGCGCAAAGUCGUUUAUCCCGCCAUAUAUCGAUAUUCCCAUUUUCUUAUCCUUAUUUUUCGGCUAUAAACUCGUCAAGAAGACAAAGUUUGUUGGAUUGGCAGAGAUGGAUCUCUGGUCAGGCAAGGCCGAGAUUGAUAGAUUAGAGUCAACGUGGGUAAAGCCAGUACCAAGAAAUUUCCUAGAGAGGAUAUGGUUCUGGAUUGCCUAA